AUCAAGCUUUUGAAUAUUAACAUUUUAUAUUAAUUUUAUUAAAUCGGAGGAAUUUAUUCAAAAAUGGCUAAAACAGUGAAUUAUGGUGAUAUGAAUUUCGCGUUAAAGAAUGGUAUCAACAUGCCGGCCGUGGGAUUGGGCACAUAUCGGCUGAACACUCAGGAACUUAUGUUCCAAACCAUAGAUUACGCCCUGUCGUCAGGCUACCGCCUUUUUGAUACUGCCCCUGAUUACGGGAAUGAGAAGCUUAUGCGAGAGGCAUUUAAGCAAUUGCUUCCGAAGUAUGGCUUGACUCGCAAAGAGCUGUUCAUUACUUCAAAGUUGUCGGUGCAUUCAAGGGGAAGUAGUUUCAUUUCUAAAGCCUUCGAGAGAUCCCUAGAAAAUUUAGGCUUGGAUUACAUCGACAUGUACCUUAUCCAUUUCCCUGGCCCUCCGAACUCUGAUUCGAGGAGCAUGAAAAAUGAAUCGAUACGCGCGGAGACUUGGAUGGCAAUCGCCAAGCUCUACGACGAGCAUAAAGUACACGCAAUUGGCGUGUCGAACUUUACGCUCAGACACUUGAUGCAGCUUACAGAGGUCAUGGCCAUUGGUCCAAUGGUCAACCAGAUUGAAUGGCAUCCAUACUACUAUCAACUCGAGAUGUUGCAAUACUGCUGUGACCAUAAUAUCCGCCUGCAAGCAUACUGCUCUUUUGGCGGCUUAUCGCGUGGCCACAAGGCAUUGAUUGAAGACCCAGUCGUGAAAAAAAUUGCUACCAUUUACGAUACUACAACAGCUCAAGUUUUAUUGAUAUGGGCUCUGCAGCGCGGAGUUGCCGUCAUUCCGAAAUCUACAAAUUACUAUCACUUGCAGCAGAACAAGUCUCUAAAUUUUAGUCUAUCCGAGGGGGAUGUCGCGGCUCUCGACGCUCUCAGCAUGAAGAACCGAAAAUACGCCUGGAACCGGACUGGGAUUGCCUGAAUGGCAAAGCUGUAUCCUGAUAUUUUCUUGGAAAUAUCAGGGAUACUGCUCCCGAUUAAAAGUGUCAUAAACUUUCCUCCGUGGUUUUUGUUUAAGGUACCACACCGUAUGACAGUGAUACCCAUGUUUUGAACACAAGUUUUUAAAUGUUGCUUGUGUUUGUUCAUGAAACGAUGUUGCGGAUAUGAAAAUUUUAAGAUUGCUAUUUAAAUGUCUAUCAUAUCGAAGUAACUUGAAUAUCUUAUUGUGCUUACUGUGUAGCCUCGAUGUGUCAAUGUAUAGGAUUAAGUGGUUGGUGAUGUUGAGUUGUGUUACGUCUCAGUUCACUUCUAAAUACUGAUACUGAUACUAAUUCCUGUUUCUUUAUAUCGAAAUGUAAUUUAUCUAUUCCGCCUACUAAGACAUUUCUCAUGUGAUACAUUUUAAAAACUUAUUCUUAUAUAAACUUAAUUUUAAAAAUUCGACCAAAUCUUG
This is a messenger RNA of Nymphalis io (European peacock), 1434 nucleotides long. RefSeq lists its product as uncharacterized. NCBI's taxonomy places the organism in Eukaryota, Metazoa, Arthropoda, Insecta, Lepidoptera, Nymphalidae. Gene Ontology annotation, molecular function: oxidoreductase activity. The record is from RefSeq and is a predicted model, not a curated record. The transcript is spliced from 5 exons. Bases 64 to 960 code for a protein of 298 amino acids.